Messenger RNA from Diorhabda carinulata, 557 nucleotides. RefSeq names its product 39S ribosomal protein L41, mitochondrial (gene mRpL41). Bases 39 to 518 code for a protein of 159 amino acids. Lineage: Eukaryota; Metazoa; Arthropoda; Insecta; Coleoptera; Chrysomelidae. Gene Ontology annotation, cellular component: mitochondrial large ribosomal subunit. The record is from RefSeq and is a predicted model, not a curated record. The transcript is spliced from 3 exons. Gene Ontology annotation, molecular function: structural constituent of ribosome. Gene Ontology annotation, biological process: translation.
AAAAAAUUUGCGUCAUAACCUUACUUAUUUCUUACAAAAUGUCUUCUAUAAAUUAUUUUAUUAAAAGGUCCAUAACAACAUCGGCUGAACGUUAUGGUAAAAGAAAUUUUAAAAAAUUUUCGAUAUUUAACAAGCGCGGAACUAGAAUAUUUAAAAAACAACAAGCCGAAAACCCCGAUCCUGAAAUACCAAUUUAUAAAAGAGGAGUACGAGACGUAGGUUACAUAGAAGGUAAUAAAUUUAUUACGAUUCCGGAAAUGAUACCAGAAUUAAUUGUACCAGAUUUAACAGGUUUUAAAUUGAAACCAUACGUUUCUUAUAGAGCUCCCGAGGUUAUACAAUCCGAAUUUACAGCCGAAGACUUAUUUAAUGUUGUAUACGCUCCGAAAAUAGUGAAAGAUUUCAAAGAAGACAAAUUAAAUGAAAACGGUCAACCGAUAGAACCGUCAGAAAAUGAGAAAAUGACCUCAGAAGAAGCAAAGUUGAAAGCCAGACAAACUGGCACAGAUAUAUUUUGACUUAAUAAUUGUUUAUUAGUAAAUAUUUUGAAAAAGUAA